UAUGUGCGCCAUUCGAGACUCACCACAUGCGGAAGUGAGCUCUUCCUGUUCCUGAGACUCAGCGAAGCUUUGGAAACUUUUACCCGGUUCAAGAAAACAAUGUUCGGCUUCCAGCUGCUCGUUCUGUCGCUGCUGAUCGGCUCCGGUUCCGUCCUCGGCUGCCAGUGGGACCAGUCCGUCGAGGAGGACCAGGGCCUGGACCUGGCCACUCUGGACUCCGGCGCGCUCCGGUUCUCGGAGGUGUCGGACCCGGAGAGCUGCCGGGAGGCGUGCUGCAAGGAUCCGGGCUGUGACCUGGCCCUGGUCGGGCUCCCGGCCGAUGGGGGGCCGCAGUGUCUGCUGGUGAGCUGUAAGAGCCAGGACCGGGACGUGUGCGACCUCCAGCCCAGCUCGCAGUUCAAGGUUUACCGCAAGAUGGAGAGCAAACAGGCCCGCGACCAGGAGCCCGAGGACGGCGGCAGGGUGCGCGUCUCCCCGCUGCUCGGUUCCUGGGAGCCCCGGACCAACGAAACCAACAACAUUCGCUGUCGUCUGCCGAUGAAGGUCGGUUCAUGUCGAGCAGCGUUUCCCAAGUUCUUCUACAACGUGACGAGUCAGAGCUGCAGCGUCUUCAUUUACGGCGGCUGCGAAUCCAACGGAAACAACUUUGACUCUCAGCAGGAGUGUGAGGACACCUGCAGCGGAGUCACAGAAAUGUCCGAGGAGGAAUAUGCUGAGCGCUGUGGGGCGGAGCCUGAGGCCGGUCCCUGCAGAGCGGCGCUGAAGCACUGGUUCUACAACUCAGAGACGGGCAGCUGCCAAUCAUUCCUGUACGGAGGCUGCAGAGGAAACAAGAACAACUACAUCACUGAGGAGCACUGCAAAAACACCUGUGCAGGUGUCUCUGUGCUUCCGUCCUCUAAGAAGCCUUCUGAUGACGACAGCGUCUCUGCUCAGUACAAAGCUGACUGUCUGGUGGCCCCUGACUCUGGACCCUGUCGAGCUGCCUUCACCAUGUACUACUACGACCCAAACAGCGCCACCUGUCAGAGCUUCAUCUAUGGUGGCUGCCGUGGCAACAGGAACCAGUACGGCAGCAAGGACGAGUGUAUGAACCACUGCAGCUCUGGUCAGUUUGAAGGUCGAGAUAAGACCAAGAACCGCUGGACGGCAGCUUUCUUCCUCUUCCUCACGCUGGCGUCCAUCUCUGCUCUGCUGCUGCUGACCCUCGUCAUCGUCACGCUCAGACGCCAUCGCCUGAACCACCGCCACCGCCCCACCGGUGACAAGCAGGAGCUGCUUCCAGAGCCAGAUGAACAGUCGUCUCUUGACUCUGUGUCGCUGCCCGACAGCCCCCCCCCAAAGGCCUGAUGGGAAACCGGCGUCUGGGGGUCUGGGGGGGGGGGGGGGGGGGGGGGGGGGGGGGGCAGUCCGUCCAUCUCUGAACUGAUGGUCGUGACUCAGCUGAUUCACUACAAAUAAACACAGUCUCAGGAAGAUGAAGAGGUUCAGUUCUGGGUGGAUCUGGUUUCUCUGAGAUGUUUAAAAAACUUUACAUUAUUUUCUUUGUAGCAUAGUUUAGCUUAGCAUGAAGUCUGAAGGCCGCUAGACUGACUCUGUCACCCCCUCUCAUGUCAUAGCACGUGAUUUAAUCAUGAUAUUAUGUUAUAUUAUAUUAUAUUAUAUUAUAUUAUGAUCUUUUCUAGUACAGAACCUGGUCUUGGAUUUUUUGCUUCGGCUGAGUAGAAAAAAAACAUUUAAAGGUGACAUUUGUUUGAGGGUUAGUUAUGAAUCAGGCUGAUGGGUCCAGAUCAGAAGCAGGAGAAGAAGAGGCGCCGGUGACAGAUCAGCUUUUAAUCCUUUUAAUCUGUUUCUGGUAGAUUUGAGGUUUUGGUUGAGUCGAUGAAGUCAAGCGUGCAGAUUGUGUCUGGAUCAUUUAUUGUGACAUUUUAAUCAGUCAGUUUUAAUUAUUAAACUAAGCUGAAACUGGAAGCAGAGUCUGUUUAAAUAAAAUGAAAAUCAAUCAGAAUAAAUCCUGAUGUUUAGGUUUAAAACUAAACGUGACCCGUGAGCGCCACCUGCAGGCCGAGACUAAACUCUGGAUCACUUUAAUUAUUUCUUGAUUGAUUAUUGAUGAAGGAUUGUUGAGCAGUGAUCGUUAAUCUCUGCUGUCAUUUUGCUUUUUAUCUUAGACUUAAUGUUUCUGUUCAUUGUCAAUAAAGUGAUAUUUUACACUGAUUUAUUAUUGUAACCUGUUUUCCUAAAAAUUAAAAAUAAUGAUUCUAUGAACUCUU
Messenger RNA from Mugil cephalus (flathead mullet), 2273 nucleotides. It is a transcript of the gene spint2, whose product is annotated as serine peptidase inhibitor, Kunitz type, 2. The record is from RefSeq and is a predicted model, not a curated record. Lineage: Eukaryota; Metazoa; Chordata; Actinopteri; Mugiliformes; Mugilidae. The transcript is spliced from 9 exons. The coding region runs from base 100 to 1350 and encodes 416 amino acids. Gene Ontology annotation, molecular function: serine-type endopeptidase inhibitor activity.